GAGGGUGCAUUUUUCAGCACACCACCAUCCAGGGCGCGCUGCGGAGACAGGCGGGGUCCGGGCCGAGCAGACUUCUCUCACUCGUUUUUCUGGCGCGCUAAUGUUUAGUCUAUAGUGAACAUGGAUUUCGACGCCUUAAUUAACGAAAAUAACUUUCAUUUUUCGGACUUCCAAGAGUUCACGUUUCUUCCUGGACACCAAAAACUAACGGAACGAGUGAGAAAAAGACUGUACUAUGGCCUGGACAAAGAUGUUGCUUUAGACGCCCUUUCUUGUCCUGUUACAGAUAUUGCUGUUGAAUUCUUCCAGAAGUCUGCUCCAAGCCCAAUAAAAAAGCUCCAAAAGGAGUAUGCUGCUCAUGUGGCAAGGGAGGCAUGCAUCUCUCCGUGUGCCAUGAUGCUGGCUUUGGUUUACAUCGAAAGACUCCGACACAGAAACCCAGAAUACCUGCAGAAGAUCUCCUCGUCCGACCUAUUCCUGAUCUCAAUGAUGGUUGCCAGCAAGUACCUGUACGAUGAAGGUGAAGAGGAAGAGGUUUUCAACGAUGAGUGGGGAGCAGCUGGAAAAUUGGAUGUCCAAACUGUCAAUAACCUGGAGAUGAGUUUCCUGAACGCCAUUGAGUGGAGCCUCUUCACGGAGCCAAAAGACGUCUUUGACAUGCUAAGCCAGCUGGAAACCAGCAUUGCAAAACACCAGGGCAUGAAACGGGGCUGGUUCACCUACACGGACCUGUGCGUCCUCCUGGAGCACACUGCAUGGAGUCAAGCCCUAAUGGCAGUUUAUCAGCACUUUACAAAGGUCUCCUGUAUGCUUGGCCUGGUGUAUCUCACCAGUGUAGCGGGCCUCAUCGCCACCAGCGCUGUGCUGCAGCAGCUGGAUCUCUCCAGAGGAGACCAGUCUAUUGUUCUCCCAUCAGAAGAAAUCUGUUUCUCCCACAUCCCGACUUCCAACCUCAGCCCAGAAGCCGCUGUUGCUGCAGCCCGCCGCCCAUCCUGCUGUGUGCUGUCCAACAAGAGUCAGACUGGUUCACUAACUCCUGCACCUGUGUCUGCACAGACGUCUGUUUUCUUCUCUCUUCUGGCCUCUGUAGUUUAUAAACGUCCCGAACAAAAUCCCAAAAUGGAAUCCACCAAGUCCUGGUCUGCUUCCUCCGUCGUCUGCCCUGGCUGUCUUGGACCGCCGCCUCAUCUUCAGUGUCUUCUUCGAAACACCUCCACACUCCACAGCAACGGCCCCUUUAAAAACCACCCGCAGUUAUUGUCUCUGCCCUCCGGGGUUUUUGGAGCGGCAGAACUGAGUCAGAACUCUCCCUUUGGCCUCUUUGCACCUCUAAAUUUGCACUCAUGCUGUCCAGAGUUUCUGCUGCCUGGCGACAAAUACCAAGCUCUGCUGGUACCCGGCUAGACAUCCAGGUUUGCUAACGUCAGAUCUGCUCUGGAAUUGAUGGUUUUGCUUUUCCAGAUGUAGAUUAAAUGUAUGUUUCACUUUUCAGAGUGGAGGGAAAUGGUUUUGUGAUGCGAAAGAAGCUUAAGUUUUACUUUUAAUGCAGAUAUUUGGAGUUCAUGUGUUUUCAUUAGCAGCAACAAAACUUCAGGUUUAAAUUGGUCUUAUAGGAUGCUUCCGUCUUUGAAAACAACAGUCAUAUUCAAGCUGGAGGAGUGAGGGCUAAGUAUGUCAGUAUUUUUACGAAUUUGCUUUUAUAAUAAAGAGGGACGCAAUAUUUACAGCAUUUUUAUUUUACUCAUAAUUACACAAUUAGUACUUAUGAUUUUGGUCUAUCACCCACGAAAAGCACUGGUUUUCUUUUUGUUUGUCGUACAGAUUUUAUUUUUUCAGCUAAACUUGACUUGGAUUGUAACAUAGGAAGGUAUCACAAACAGGAAGUAGGUACUUGAUCGAAAGUUCUAUCACAGUGCAAUCUCUCAUUCAACAGUCCUAUUUUUGCUCCGAUAUUAAACAAAUUCGUUAUGUUUUUGUGUUGGCAGGAUGUUACACGGACAGGACUCGUUAGGCAUUUUUUGGGUUCAAGCUGGUUUCUGCGUUAAACGCUAACGGCAGGGUUCUUUUCUUGUUGCAUUUGCACACCUUGCUCCAUUUUCACCACCACUUUAUUUUUCAUGCUACUGCAUUGUCUCCUUGUGUUUGGAGCAUUUUUUUAAAAAUUCAUAUUUUUGGGGGGAAAUCUAGCAAGAAUGGGAAAAUGUUCAAACCUGGCAAACCACAUAUAAGUAUUUGAAUCUGAUACACUUUGGAGCACAAAUAUCUUUCAUUUUGUACAUGGUGAAAAAUGUGUAGAAACUGAAGGAAUAAAUGCUUUUCUUUAAACUGA
This is a messenger RNA of Nothobranchius furzeri (turquoise killifish), 2329 nucleotides long. RefSeq names its product cyclin Pas1/PHO80 domain containing 1 (gene cnppd1). The record is from RefSeq and is a predicted model, not a curated record. Lineage: Eukaryota; Metazoa; Chordata; Actinopteri; Cyprinodontiformes; Nothobranchiidae. Gene Ontology annotation, molecular function: protein kinase binding; cyclin-dependent protein serine/threonine kinase regulator activity. Gene Ontology annotation, cellular component: nucleus; cyclin-dependent protein kinase holoenzyme complex. Gene Ontology annotation, biological process: regulation of cyclin-dependent protein serine/threonine kinase activity.